AAAAAAAGUCUCAUUUUUUGAAGGGAAAAGGAAAGCAGUUGGACUGAGAUACCGGUGGUCCUUUUCCGUUAAUAGCGGCCUCAAGUCCCGUGCCCGGUACUCCGAAGUGACACUGUCUCUGCCCAGACAAUGUAAUUCCAACCGUUCCUCAGCUCAAUACGAAACAUUUUCUUUGUUGUUUUCAGAUUUGUAUUCUCCCUCCCAUUUUAUAUUCUUCAAUCUCCAUCACUUUCCCGUUUUGAAAAAGAGACUUCUCCAAACUUUGAAGGCUGAGUUCGGUUGGUGACGACACUAGAAGAAGAAUACAGGUGACCUCAUGAUCUAUAACCCGUGCCGAUCUGGGGUAAUUCUAAUCUACUCAUUCUUUCUCGGGAAAAUCGUGAUUGAGUUUUUUUGCUUUGAUUCGGCCAAUGGGCACCCUCAGGCCUCAGCUAAUCUUGCUCUACUUGAAACCCAAGUGGAAGCUAUCUCCCCACCUGUGAUUUCUUGAUUUCUCACAGGUUGUUUUACUAAAGAAAUGGAAUCUUGUACGUCUUUAGUAUAUAGAUAUGUUACACAUGUAUAUUUUGGUGGGUGUUUUUUAUUUGGAAGUUUCUUGGUUGAUGCGUGACUACUCCAUUUGAGCACUUAGUUUUUCUUGUUUUGGUUGAAAAUCCCUGUAGAACUUGUCUCCUAUAUGUGAUUCUUGAAUCUGUUGCCUGUAAUCGUACUUUUAGAAUCGAAUAUUUCAAUCUUUGCUCUCUUUUUUCGGAAGGUUUUUGAUAUUUGAGUGUAGAUUUCCUCGUUUGAUUUACUUACUUCAAAGUAGUAUUUCUUGGGGGUAGAGAGAGAUGGCAAUAUCUCGGUUGGGUCGCCAAGCAAAACGCCCAUAUGGGUUCUGCAUAAAGAUGGCUGCAGUGGCCAUCUUGGGUCUCUGCUUCAUCUUUGUGUGGUCUAUGUUUUCUUCUUCCUCCUCUUCUGUAGUCACUCAAAGGGAAAGUUUCGAUGACAUUGCCGAACCCGUGUCAACAAAUGCAAGGACAAGCAGUUCUGGUACUCAGUCCAACAAGAAGGGAGUGCAGAAGCAUGGAUUGAACAAAGAGGAUAAGAAGGAGAAAGUUGAGUCUGAUUUGGGUAGGAAGGAUGAGAAAAAGGUUAAUGGGUCUGCGGCUUUAGUUGUUAAGGAGCACAAGCCUACAAAAAAGGGUGGGAAAGAAAUAGCUAAGGAGAACGAAGGGAAACAUAUAAAGGAAGUUGCUGAAGAGAAUGAUGGGUCAAAGGAUUCUGAGGGUGAAAAUUCACGUAAAGAAAAGGAGGAGCAAGACGAAGAGGAAGUAGUAGAUGGUAAGGAAGAAGGGUUGGAUAUUGAAGGUGAAGAAAAUGGGGAAAAAGAAGGAGACAGCGACUUAGUAGAGCCAGUGGAUCAGGAAUUUGAGGAGAAGUUGGAAGAUGGAAGUGGUGAGUCAAGGAAGAGGGGAAUGGAGAGAAAGAUAAAAGGUCCUUUGUUUGAUCCUAAAUCGCAUUAUACAUGGAAAUUAUGUAGCACAAGGAGCAAGCACAAUUACAUUCCUUGUAUUGAUAUUGAAAGUGGCACGGGAAAGCUGCAGAGCUAUCGGCAUACAGAGAGGAGUUGCCCAAGAACACCUCUGAUGUGUCUUGUUCCUCUAAUCCAUGGUGGUUAUGCGUCGCCAGUGCGCUGGCCUGAGAGCAAAUUGAAGAUACUGUAUAAGAAUGUCGCACAUCCAAAACUUGCUGCAUUUGUUAAGAAACAUAGUUGGAUGGUUGAGUCUGGAGAAUAUCUUACUUUUCCUGAAGACCAGUCUGAGUUCAAGGGUGGAGUUGUUCAUUACCUCGAGUCCAUUGAAGAGAUGGUGCCAGACAUUGAAUGGGGAAAGAAUAUCCGUGUGGUGCUGGACAUUGGAUGUACAGAUUCAAGCCUUUCGGCUUCUCUUCUUGAUAAGGAGGUACUAACAUUGUCACUAGGCUUGAAGGAUGACCUGGUGGACCUAGCCCAGGUUGCCCUUGAGCGUGGUUUUCCUGCAGUAGUUAGCCCUUUAGGAACUAGAAGGCUUCCUUUUCCUAGUGAUGUAUUCGAUGCUAUUCAUUGUGGUGGGUGUGGCUUGUCUUGGCAUUCCAAUGGGGGUAAGCUUCUUUUAGAGAUGAAUCGGAUUUUAAGGCCCAGUGGAUACUUUAUUUUGUCAACUAAACAUGAGAACAUUGAAGAAGAAGAAGCCAUGUCCAGAUUAACAGCAUCUAUCUGUUGGAAUAUUCUGGCUCAUAAAACUGAUGAAGUCAGUGACGUUGGUGUUAAAAUAUAUCAGAAGCCUGAAUCGAAUGAUAUUUAUGAAUUGAGAAGGAAGAAAAAUCCACCUUUAUGCAAGGAAAAUGAAAAUCCAGAUGCAGCCUGGUAUACUCAUAUAAGGACAUGCCUGCACAGCAUUCCAUCUGCAAUUGAACAACAUGGGACAGAGUGGCCUGAGGAAUGGCCCAAGAGGCUCGAAACUUCUCCAGACUGGAUGAAUGAUAAAGAAAAAUUGAUUGCAGACACCAACCACUGGAAAGCUAUAGUUGACAAGUCCUAUCUUACUGGAAUUGGUAUUGACUGGUCAAAUAUACGGAACGUGAUGGACAUGAAAGCCAUCUAUGGAGGAUUUGCAGCAGCUCUUUCUCAACAGAAGGUUUGGGUGAUGAGUGUGGUCCCCGUCCAUGCACCAGACACUCUUCCUUUCAUUUAUGAACGUGGGCUUGUGGGCAUCUACCAUGAUUGGUGUGAGUCUUUUGGUACUUACCCAAGAUCGUAUGAUCUUUUGCAUGCUGAUCAUCUCUUCUCACGGCUCAAGAACAGGUGUAAGCAGCCGGUAUCGAUCGUGGUCGAGAUGGAUCGUAUUCUACGGCCUGGAGGUUGGGCUAUUAUACGUGAUAAGGUUGAGAUAUUGGAUCCAUUGGAGGGCAUAUUGAGAAGUCUACACUGGGAAAUCCGAAUGACUUAUGCUCAGGAUAAGGAGGGUAUCAUAUGCGCAAAAAAGACCAUGUGGAGAAGGACAAGGCCGGAGAAAGAAAUCUCCACCAUGUCCUUUUCCUCCGUACCCGCUCGACUCACCCUUCUCGCCCUCCUCUCAGCCUCCACAUUCUAUUGCUUCUACAAGUCUCGCCGCCUCAGACACCUCAAGCUCUCCCUAAACCCUAACCCUAAUCCCUCUAUUUCCAAACCCAAGCUCUUCUUCGUUUCCCAAACAGGUACCUCCAGAGCCCUAGCUGACCGUCUCUUCGAUCUUUUAGCGUCGAACGAUCUCCCAUUCGACCUGGUCGAUCUCAAAGACUACGAGCCCGAGGACCUACCGAAAGAAACCCUAGUUUUGAUUAUCGCCUCGACCUGGGAAGAUGGCAAGCCCCCGCAGAACGCUAAGUUUUUCUCGAAUUGGCUUUCCGAGAGCGCCGAGGACUUCCGGGUGGGGUCUCUUUUGCUUUCGCGGUGUAAAUUCGCGGUUUUCGGCGUCGGAAGCCAAGCUUACGGCGCGGCAUUCAAUGCGGUCGCGAGGGAUUUCUCGAGGCGACUGAGAGCGUUGGGUGCCAAGGAGUUUUUGCCUGUUUGGGAGGGGGAUGUGGAUAGUGGUGAUAUUGAUGAGGUCUUUGGUGCUUGGAGUGCUAAGGUGGUUGGGGUUUUGAAGGGUGGCGUGGUAGAAAAUGGUGGGGCUUUGUGUUCAGAGGUUGGUGGUGAGAGUGAUGCUGAGAGUGUUGGUGUAUCGGAUGAGGAUGAGGGUAGCGAAGACGGAGGCACGGGAUCAGAGAUUGUCGAUGUUGAGGAUAUUGCAGGGAAAGUGCCAUCGAGGAAGACGCGCUACUUCCCUUCCAUUCCACAAGCAGACGAUCUAGCAAUUUUCCCUAGAAGGACAAGGCCGGAGAAAGAAAUCUCCACCAUGUCCUUUUCCUCCGUACCCGCUCGACUCACCCUUCUCGCCCUCCUCUCAGCCUCCACAUUCUAUUGCUUCUACAAGUCUCGCCGCCUCAGACACCUCAAGCUCUCCCUAAACCCUAACCCUAAUCCCUCUAUUUCCAAACCCAAGCUCUUCUUCGUUUCCCAAACAGGUACCUCCAGAGCCCUAGCUGACCGUCUCUUCGAUCUUUUAGCGUCGAACGAUCUCCCAUUCGACCUGGUCGAUCUCAAAGACUACGAGCCCGAGGACCUACCGAAAGAAACCCUAGUUUUGAUUAUCGCCUCGACCUGGGAAGAUGGCAAGCCCCCGCAGAACGCUAAGUUUUUCUCGAAUUGGCUUUCCGAGAGCGCCGAGGACUUCCGGGUGGGGUCUCUUUUGCUUUCGCGGUGUAAAUUCGCGGUUUUCGGCGUCGGAAGCCAAGCUUACGGCGCGGCAUUCAAUGCGGUCGCGAGGGAUUUCUCGAGGCGACUGAGAGCGUUGGGUGCCAAGGAGUUUUUGCCUGUUUGGGAGGGGGAUGUGGAUAGUGGUGAUAUUGAUGAGGUCUUUGGUGCUUGGAGUGCUAAGGUGGUUGGGGUUUUGAAGGGUGGCGUGGUAGAAAAUGGUGGGGCUUUGUGUUCAGAGGUUGGUGGUGAGAGUGAUGCUGAGAGUGUUGGUGUAUCGGAUGAGGAUGAGGGUAGCGAAGACGGAGGCACGGGAUCAGAGAUUGUCGAUGUUGAGGAUAUUGCAGGGAAAGUGCCAUCGAGGAAGACGGUCACAGUGGCUGAAACUAAUGGGAGACUGAAUGGGAAAAAAGAGAUGGUGACUCCGGUAAUUAGAGCUAGCUUAGAGAAGCAGGGAUAUAAAAUUAUUGGUUCGCAUAGUGGUGUGAAAAUUUGUAGAUGGACCAAGUCACAGCUUAGAGGCCGGGGAGGUUGCUACAAGCACUCAUUUUAUGGAAUUGAGAGUCAUAGGUGCAUGGAGGCAACCCCUAGUUUGGCAUGUGCCAAUAAAUGCGUUUUCUGUUGGAGACAUCACACAAAUCCUGUUGGAAAGAGUUGGCAGUGGAAGAUGGAUGAUCCAUUACAGAUUGUGAAUUCUGCCAUAGAUCUGCAUACAAAUAUGAUUAAGCAAAUGAAAGGAGUUCCGGGCGUUACACUUGAGCGAUUAAUGGAAGGUCUCUCACCCAAGCAUUGUGCUUUGUCCCUUGUUGGUGAACCCAUUAUGUACCCAGAGAUCAAUACACUUGUGGAUGAGUUGCACCGCCGACGGAUUUCUACUUUUCUUGUAACAAAUGCACAGUUUCCUGAAAAGAUUAAAACACUAAAGCCUGUCACCCAGUUAUAUGUGAGUGUGGAUGCUGCAACAAAGGAGAGCUUGAAGGCAAUUGACAGGCCACUCUUUGGGGAUUUUUGGGAGCGAUUCAUUGAUUCUUUAAAAGCUCUCAGGGAGAAACAGCAACGAACUGUCUACCGCUUAACUCUGGUGAAAGGCUGGAAUACAGAGGAAAUAGAUGCUUAUUCUAAUCUCUUUAGUCUUGGAAAACCUGAUUUUGUUGAAAUCAAAGGCGUUACAUAUUGUGGAUCGUCUGCUACAUCAAAAUUGACAAUGGAAAAUGUGCCCUGGCAUGCUGAUGUGAAAGCUUUUUCUGAGGCCUUAGCUCUAAGAAGCCAAGGGGAAUAUGAGGUUGCAUGUGAACAUGUCCACUCCUGCUGUGUCCUCCUGGCAAACACUGAGAAGUUUAAGGUCAAUGGCAAGUGGUUUACAUGGAUAGACUAUGAAAAGUUCCAUGACUUGGUGGCUUCUGAAAAACCUUUUAACAGCAUGGAUUACAUGGCUGCCUCACCAUCCUGGGCUGUCUAUGGAGCAGAGGAAGGUGGAUUUGAUCCGGGUCAGUCUCGGUAUAGGAAGGAGCGACAUCACAAAUCAAGCCGCUGAAUGAUCAGUUCCUCUCGAGUGUUAAUGAUUGGCUUGAUAGUUUUGCUCUAAGAAAACUGGUUGAUCCGAGAAAAUUACUUCUGAAGGGUAUUUGUCCUUCGUGGACAUGGUUGAUAAAUUGCAUAACUUCUACAGUAGGGCCAGGGGCCAUUACUACCAAAGUCAACAAAGUGGACCCCUUUGCUGCGCAUCGCUCUUUCGACCAGUUUUCUGUUUGCGGGUUGCAGCUUCUUAAGAGGUUAGAAUGCUGAAACCAGAUAUUGGCUGUUAUUAUCCUAGUCUUGCAGUACAGAUGAGUUUGUAACCUUCUACCGCUCAUCAACUUUUUGUGGCCAUUCAAUAAUUUAUUUACUUAUGAUUUUACAACAGAAACAUAGAUUUAAUACCUCAAGGAAAUAGGUCCAUAACAGACAACGAGCAUGAUGUGCCCUUUCUUGGACUCCACCUCUGUAGUUUAUUCAGCAUCUAUCUUAAUUU
Corylus avellana is the source of this 6305-nucleotide messenger RNA. RefSeq names its product S-adenosyl-L-methionine-dependent methyltransferases superfamily protein. Lineage: Eukaryota; Viridiplantae; Streptophyta; Magnoliopsida; Fagales; Betulaceae. Gene Ontology annotation, cellular component: cytoplasm; trans-Golgi network; endosome. Gene Ontology annotation, molecular function: methyltransferase activity. The record is from RefSeq and is a predicted model, not a curated record.